Molecule: messenger RNA, 8996 nt
Organism: Oncorhynchus masou masou (cherry salmon)
Lineage: Eukaryota; Metazoa; Chordata; Actinopteri; Salmoniformes; Salmonidae
Product: remodeling and spacing factor 1-like
Exons: 17
Coding region: 316-6645 (2109 amino acids)
Biological process (GO): negative regulation of DNA-templated transcription
Cellular component (GO): RSF complex; chromatin
Molecular function (GO): histone binding
Source: RefSeq, a predicted model, not a curated record
UUUACCGCAAAGACCUCUGGGCCACUAAUUUAUUUGACGCGGUGAAUUGUGGGCAGUCAUUGGUCCUCCGAGUCGUACUGUCAGAGACAGAAGAGGAAAAGAGACACCCCACUCGCUGUAUUUUCCUGGUUCAAUUAAUGUCAAUGAACUAAGUAGACCCGACCAGGCCCAGCUGCAAUCGCAUUGGAGUCUGAGAGACGCACCCAGUUAAGUAGACCGGAACUGACCAUUUGUUUCAAUGGUAAACGGCUUGUGUGAACUAUCUUCAUUUAUCCACCAUCUUUGUUACUGUCUGCUGCUCUUCCAUCGGAAAAGAUGGCUGCCUCGGCAGCAUCGGCGGGUUCUACCCCCGGUUUUUGCCCAAGCUACGCCGUGAUAUGCUCUUUUCUAGAGCGGUAUGGAACCUUGCUUGAUUUACCGGAGCUUACAUUUCCGCAGUUGGAGCGAUAUCUCCAAGACACAAUCUCAGUUCCAAAGAUCUUGGUGGACCUUCACGUGAAGUUGUUGAGGAAGAUUGGCAAGUCAGUGUCCGCAGACAGAUGGGAGAAAUACCUUGUGAAGGUGUGCCAUGAGUUCAACAGUACUUGGGCAUGGGAGCUUGAAAAUAAAGGAUACAAGGACAUGUCUGUGGAGUACAAGACUGGAAUCCUCAAACAUUUGUGUGAAUGCCAGUUUGAUGACAAUGUAAAGUUCAAGACAGCAAUCAAUGAGGAGGAUCCUGAUAAGAUGCGGCUUCUCCCCAUUGGCAAGGACAAAGAUGGCCUCAUGUACUGGUUCCAACUUGACCAGGACAAGAAUGUGAGGGUCUAUGUGGAGGAGCAGGACGACCUGGAUGGGUCUUCCUGGAAGUGCAUUGUCAGAGACAGAAACAGCUUGGCUGAGAUCCUGGCACUGCUAAAGACACAAAUCGACCCAGCACUGUUGACAAAGAAAGAAGGAGAGGAGGAAGAUGAGGCGAAAAAUAAUACUGGGGGAGAAGGGGAAGUUAAAAAGACAGAGGAUACCUCAGAGGAUGAAGAGGACAAACCCUCCAAGGGAACAACUUCUCCAAAAACCGAGAUUACAGAAAAAGAGGAAUCACAGCUAGACAAAUCAGAUGCCAAAUUCUCAUUGAAUGGCCUCAAAGAUGAGUCAGAGUCAAAAAGCCAAUCAGAGGAGCCUAUGGUGGAUGACAAGGUCACCAUAAACACCCGGGCCAUCAAAGAAGAGCCAAUGGAGGUGUCAGAAUCCAAGGAGAGCACAGCCACAAAUGCUACAGAGCCUCUUGCAGAGAAAUCUUGUCUGACGCCACAAACAGAACAGACAGAUGAAGCCAAGAGGAAGACUGCAAAUGAACUCCAAAGGGCCAUGAAGAAUGACCAGCAGGCCAAAAUCCCAUUGAAAAAGAGAGAGAUGAAACUUUGUGAAGAUUUUGAUAAUAAUAGUGGUGGUGGCAGUAGUAUCUUUGUGCGAAACCCAUCUGUUGCUCCUGUCAAAGAAGCUCCUGAAGUUGAGGAGACAAGUAAAGAGAUCUCUGAUGCCCCGGUGGGGACGAUAGAGUGUAUAAGUGAUCAAAUGAAUGGUGAUGCUCAGCCUACAACAGAAAAAAGCAUCAAUAAUGGUUUAAGAGACUCUGUUGAUGGCAAAAAACAGCAAACAAAAGCUGCUGCUGGGGAAGAACGUAAAGCAGCAGAAGCUAGUGCAAAAGAGAAAAUAAACCUGGACAAGGAGAAAGAGGAGAUGGAAAGCAACACUGAGGUGGCCAUGGCCAAUGAAACAAGUCUACAGAAAAUGGUUCCAGCAGAAAAGGAAAGCACUGAAGAUUCAGAGGAAGUAAAAAAAUCUGCCUUAAAAGAGGCUAAAUCUCCAUCCCCUCUAAUGACAAAGCCAUUGACUUCAUCUAAGGAUGCAACAAGCCCACCGGAGAAGCACUCUGAUUGUAAAGAGGAACAAAAUGUCAAGGUAUCCAAGUGGGAUGUAAAAGUGUGUCGUACAGAACACACAACCUAUACAUCAAUAGAAACCGAUGAAAACCCUUUGUCUAGUAAGUCACAGAAACCAGAUGAAACUAAAGGAACAGAUUCAUCCAUUACCUCUCAAGAGGUCAAGUCAGCUGUCUCUAAGGAAACAGACAAAACAGUUGUGAAUAAGGACGGUUAUCCCCUUUCUGUCGUGAAAGAUAUGGAAAAACCACCCUGCACAAAGGGUACAGAAAAGUGGUCAAACCCUAAAAACCCAGAAACCUCAGUCAUUACUAAACAAACCGGGAGACCUGACCCAAUUACAGAGAAACCAGACCACUCUAAAUGCAUAAAGAUGCCAACCGUCGUAAAAAAUACAGAGAAACCACCCGACAAAGAGGGUGUAGAGAAAUGUAAUGUUUCUAAAGAUAUCAAAACUUCUGUAAUUAAAAAGACAGAGAUUUCAGAAAAGAGUAAAGAUGCUGAGAACCUGGCCAUCUCUCAAGAGACCAAUACAUCCUCAUUCCUUAAAAAGGCAGACAAACCAGUUUCCAAUAAAGAAGCAGAGAAACUGGAGAGCAUUAAAGAGACUGAUAAAUCGUUGGUCAUUAAAAUGACAGUGAAACCAGAGGCAUCUAAACAUACAGAGAAAUGUGAUAACCCUAAAGACAAUAAAAUGUCAGCUGUCACCAAGGAGAAACCUGCUGUAGGCACAGAUGCAAAGGCUGCCGCUGAGGUGAAGAAAAAAGCUGUCCUGGAGGAAGUUUUCUCAGCGUCUAUCUGUAAAGAUGAAAUGAGAACUGUUGCCAAAGCGACUAAGACACAAUCUGGACCAAAAGACAUGGAGAUGGCAGAAGUCUCUGAGAAAACAACCCAAUCACAACUGGGUGAACCCAAAAAGGUAGAGAAAUUGGCUACCCCUAAAGAUAUUGGGAAAUCGGUUACCCCUAAAGACGCAGAGAAAUUGGCUACCUCUAAAGAUGCAGAGAAGUCUGCUAAAUCAGCUACACCUACCCCUAAAGAUGCAGAGAAGUCUGCUAAAUCCGCUACACCUACCCCUAAAGAUGCAGAGAAGUCUGCUAAAUCCGCUACACCUACCCCUAAAGAUGCAGAGAAGUCUGCUAAAUCAGCUACACCUACCCCUAAAGAUAAAGAUGCAGAGAAGUCUGCUAAAUCCGCUACACCUACCCCUAAAGAUGCAGAGAAGUCUGCUAAAUCAGCUACACCUACCCCUAAAGAUGCAGAGAAGUCUGCUAAAUCCGCUACACCUACCCCUAAAGAUGCAGAGAAGUCUGCUAAAUCCGCUACACCUACCCCUAAAGAUGCAGAGAAAUCUAAAGAUGCAGAGAAGUCUGCUAAAUCCGCUACACCUACCCCUAAAGAUGCAGAGAAGUCUGCUAAAUCAGCUACACCUACCCCUAAAGAUGCAGAGAAGUCUGCUAAAUCCGCUACACCAACCUCUAAAGAUACAGAGAAGUCUGUUAAAUCCGCUACACCUACCCCUAAAGAUGCAGAGAAGUCUGCUAAAUCAGCUACACCUACCCCUAAAGAUGCAGAGAAGUCUGCUAAAUCCGCUACACCUACCCCUAAAGAUGCAGAGAAGUCUGCUAAAUCAGCUACACCUACCCCUAAAGAUGCAGAGAAGUCUGCUAAAUCAGCUACACCUACCCCUAAAGAUGCAGAGAAGUCUGCUAAAUCCGCUACACCUACCCCUAAAGAUGCAGAGAAGUCUGCUAAAUCAGCUACACCUACCCCUAAAGAUGCAGAGAAGUCUGCUAAAUCCACUACACCUACCCCUAAAGAUGCAGAGAAGUCUGCUAAAUCAGCUACACCUACCCCUAAAGAUGCAGAGAAGUCUGCUAAAUCCGCUACACCUACCCCUAAAGAUGCAGAGAAGUCUGCUAAAUCCGCUACACCUACCCCUAAAGUCGCUGAGAAAUCGGCUAACAACACAAUCUCUAAAAAGAUUGUUCUAUCUUCUAGCGGACAGAAACCAGACACUGAAGAAACUGAGAAACUGGCAGACACAAAGCCAGUUGCAGAAAAAGGAGAGAAACUUGUCACCUUUCAGGACGCCAAGCAAUUACCCUCUCUCAAAAAGUCUGUCCCAGUGGAGGUGAAACAGGAGGAGCCUAUGGAAAUGCAUUCGGAAAAGUCAACACAUGACAGCAUAAAGAUCAAGGGACAUGCUGAAAAAGGCUGGCCUAAAAAGGCUGUUAAAAGUGGAGUGAAGUCUGAGACCAACCCUAACAAAGACCAAAAGCCCAUGAACUGUGAUACAUCAUCAGAAAAACAGACUAUUAGUAAGAAGGCAUCAUCUCUCACUGAGGGUGAGACGGACAAAAGCCAGGACAAAGUAAUCAAGGAAGAUGCCACAACACAGGGAUGCCCCCCAAAAGAGGUUGGCAGUAAGCCUGAUCAUCCUAAGAAAAAUGACAAAAUGGAGGAUGAUGGAACUGAGAAAGAUGAGACAAAUUCAACGGUAGAAGAGAAAUUGGCUCAGGCAAAAGCAAGUGAGGGGUCUGAGGAAGAUGAUAACAAAGAGGAUGAGGACAAGGGUGAAAAAAAGGAUGCGGGAACAACAUCAGAGAUCCAAGAGGAGGGAAUUCGCCUGAAAAUACGCGGGAUUACCCACCGGAGGAGAGCUGAGCUCCAGAGAAAGGAGAGGGACUCUGGGUCAGAUACUGGUGAGACUGGGAGAUCCCUAAGGAGGUCACCCAGGAUCUGCAGGCCGACCGCUAAGGGGGUGGAGUUCCAGGACAGGAGGAUGGAGAAGAAAGAGGCCACACCCCAUGUAGAGAAGGGUGAUGAGGAGAAAACUGUUCAGAGGAAACCGAGCGAGAAGGUUGAUCAGGAUGGACUGUACAAAUCUAAGGGGCGACGGAGGAGAAAGACCCGGUGGUCCAACACUCGAACACAAUGGCGCAAAAAUAAUGAUUCUGGUGAAGACGAUGAAAGUGAGUCGAGUGAAGAGGAGAGCGAGGAGGACAACAGUGAUGAGAGCUUUAAGGUGGAGAGGGGCAAGAGGAGGAAGAGGAACAGAGAGAGGCACAGCGAUGACUCUGACACCUCCUCGGAUGAUGACCUCCCGCCUAACGAUGACCCCUGCAAACACUGCGGCCUCCCCAACCAUCCUGAGCUGAUUUUGCUGUGUGACUCGUGCGAUAGCGGCUACCACACAGCCUGCCUCAGGCCCCCUCUCAUGAUCAUCCCAGACGGGGAGUGGUUCUGCCCACCCUGCCAACAUAAGCUGCUCUGUGACAAGCUUGAGGAGCAGCUUACUAAUCUCGACGCUUCCCUAAAAAAGAGGGAGCGCGCUGAGCGACGAAAAGAGCGGUUGGUCUAUGUUGGAAUCAGUGUUGAAAACAUCAUCACUCCCUCGUUGGAGGUAGAGGAAGAAAGGGAGGAAGAGGUGGUGAAGAAGGAGAAGAAAGAGCGAACCAAGAGCUGGGGUCGAAGGUCCACAAGGGCAAAGAAAAGCAUAAGCUACAGGUUUGAUGAAUUUGAUGAGGCUAUUGAGGAGGCAAUUGAAGAAGACAUCAGAGAGGCUGAUGGUGGAGGAGCUGGUCGAGGCAAGGACAUGGCCAACAUCACAGGCCAUAGCAGAGGGAAGGACAUGUCCACUAUCCUGGCAGCAGGAGAGGGUGGCGAGGGCAAGGAGAAUGGGUGCCUGCCGCGGCUCAACGCCAGCCAGCGCAGGAAGAAGCGCCGGCGUCUCAACGACCUGGACAGCGACAGCACUAUGGAGGAGGAAGAGAGCGAGGACGAGUUCCGUCUCAGUGACAGUACGGAGGAAGAGGAGUUUGUGGCAUCGGACAAGAGCGAUGCAGAGAGCGAAGUGGCAGUCGACUCCAAUGACGACAGCGACUUCGGCAGCACACAACGCAGAACCGCCAGGACAAGGAGGCCAGCCAAACGUCAGAGGAGUGCUCAGCCGCGACGGCGCCGCACACCACGAAGGUACUCAGACGAUGAAGAGGAGACGAGUGAGGAAGAAAUGGUGUCGGAGGGCUCCAGCGAGUUCAGCGAUAGCGACCUGGACUGUAGCCGACGCCGAUCCCGCCGGAGUCAGACGACGAAGCAGGUCAACUACUGCGAGUCGUCCGGAGACUCUGACGGCUCCAAGGCCAACACAAACCGUGACAAAGUCAAACCGUGGCGGCGCCUCGCCAGUUCAGACAGCGAAGCGAGCUCCUCCAGAGGCUCAGACGACAGCGAGAGGGAGAGGACUAGGUUAAAGAGGAGGGCAGUCUCGUCCGAAAAGGAGUCCCAGCAGCACCGCAGACGACUUUCGCUGAAACGGCGGCGAGCCUCUGAGGAGGAUGAUGACGACCACGAUUCCGAUGAAUCAUCGGAGGGAGAACGUCCUGUCCGCAAGCGUGUGAACCGCAUCGACUCGGAUGACUCUGAUAAGGAGGAGGAGAAGGAGACGAAAGAAACCAGGGAAGAGGAGGAAGGGGGAGUGCUGGGGAAGGGAGCCAGCCCGUUGGACUACGGCCUUGUGGAGCUGCAUCCCCCCACCAACGGACAGAGUCCCAUCAAGGCCCUAGAGGGCCUGGCUCACAUUGGGCCCCAAAAACCUGGGGCCACAGCUGUCGCCAUAGCGCCCAAUGGACUGGAGUUGGCACCACAGGAUGAUGAUGAGGAUGACCUGCUGGGGGUCACAGACCUGGUGGACUUUGUCUGCAACAGUGAUAUGUUGUAAAAACCCAAGUUGUACGUUUGUUCUUUUCCGUAGUAUUUUUUAAAAAUGUUUCUGUCCUGUCCUUAUUAUAAAACUGUUUUAUUCAUCCUCCUUGUCCCCCCCAUUAGUAUGACCCCAUCCAUCCGUAUGAACUGGACAUCUUACGGGGGGGGGGAAAGUUCAUUGUCUUCACACCUUUCGCUGUGUGAUUGUACAGUCAUUGAGCACACUAACUCCGAAAGUUGUUAAGUGGCACAUUACUUUGCAUUGUCUUAUCCUCUGUACUCGGUCACCGAUGGACAUGUGGGUCAGAUACUUGACCGUAAAUGACACACAAAUCAACCUACCUGUUUCUCCAGCCAACUUCCAGGGUUGUCUACUCAGGGGUCCAUCCACUACCCCCACAUACAAAGAGUCCCAUCUCUCAAAUUCUUGGUUGUGUUCAUUAGGCCCCAAACGGCAGAAAACCGACAGACCAAGAGGGACUACCUUGCCUUGUCCAUUUAAGAAACGCUGAUUUUCUGUUGUGUGACCUAAUGAACAUGACCCAUGACUUCCUGUUCUGAGAGGCACCUCUCAGUAUUCCUGCCUGGCAAAGAGGACAUUUUAUUGUAUGACAUUUAAUUGUUUGUUGGUAGGAUGUAGAUGUGUAUUGUUGUUCAACAUUUUUAUGAGAAUAGAUGUCAGGGGUCAAACUGCAUUCCAUUUACGACUUAAAUUAACAUAGUUUUGUGGAUCAACUGCUGGAAACCAAUCGUUGUUUUUAUCCCCCUGCUCUUUACCCCAAACUUUAAAUAUGAAUGUCUUUCACUUUUUUGAUAUUUGAAUUCCACAUUUUAAUCCUCAUACAUCGAUCAAACUAUUUAUUCUUUGUUUUGAUGUGUUCAAUUCUAUUAGUCAUUUGUUUGAUAAGCUAAACCAUUACACAGGUUUCCCACCCACAAGCACUGGAUGAAAAAGCAUGAGCAUAACAGUUUAAGUCAGAAUUCCCAUAGGAAAAUAUGACACAGAACCAUCGUCAUCAUCAUGCUAGAAACAGCUUUUUUUAACUGACAGACUGGGAGACCAGACCCACAACCGAUCCCAUACUUUCUAGAAAAUACAAUCUCCAAAAGAGUGUUUCUCAUGGAUUUGGUUAUUUGUUUUUACUCAAAGUAUUGAAAUGUUGUACUGCAGCCUAUAUCCCGUUUUUAUUUUUAUCAAACGUUCCCAUCAAGUGGUAUUUUAACCGUUUUUAAUUAUUGUUACAAACACUAUUAAGGCAGCUAGCUCCUCAGUGCAUCACGCCAAAUUACAGGUAUCAUUUAAUCAACAUUUAAAUCUGUUAACUACCACCACAUUGACAAGACUUUCCUUUAAAUGGAGGUUUGAGUGUAUUUAAUGUCACCAACUAGAGUAGACCAACCCUGAUCUUCUCACCUCUGUGUGCAUAUGUUUCUAAAAACCCUAGUUUAGUUUGUGUACGUAUAAAUAUAAUUUUAGUGUGUGCUGCCAACACUAUCAAUGGAUUAAAUGCCCAUGUUUUAGACUUUUUUUAUAUGCUAAUAUUCGAAGGGAUUUGUUAUGUACAGAAUUUUCUGCCAACUUUCUCUGUUCCUCUCAAUAACCAUGUCAGCAUUUUAACCAUUAUUUUACGUACGUUGUGUUUUUAUAAUGUAUUUCUUUGUAUAUCAAAUCAUCCACUUAUUGUUCUCCUCCUUAGCAAACCAAGUGGCAUACUGUUUCCUAUGUACCUUCUUGUCGAUACUGUAUGUAGGUUCAAAACCUUGAAGUAAAGGUACUUACUGAGUAUACACCUAACUACCUGUCGUUGUUCAUCGACUAUUUUUUUAAAAUGUGCCCUGGUCUUUUCGGAACCCUCUGCCACUACCAGUGUUGAUUGUAGAGAACACUACCCUCGCUCUAGUCUUCCCUCUACAUCUUACUGCAUCAACUGGAGACUAAAUAAAUGUCUCCGAUCUCAGAAAGCCUAUCCUUUGUCUGUUCUCAAAUAUGAGCUCAUUUUGGUUUCAGGGUUCCAUUUUGAGGUCAGGUUAAAUCACUGCCUUUCUGGGCCUAUGUUCAAACAGUUUCUCAGAGUAGGACUGCUGUCCAUAUUAUUCAUAAUGAUCUAAAAUGCAACUGAUCCUUUAUCAGCACUCCUACUCUGAGACUGAAUACAGGCUCUGGCCUUGAAUCAAAAGAAGAUUAUGGAUAAACGGCAUGCUGGAUUCAUCUUUGAGGGAAUGAUAUACCAGAAUGCAACUUGUUUGGGGAAAUGGUUCAGACCAUAAAUUGACCUCUAAUGUUAGUGUGUAUAUCUAGUUUUUGCUGUAAUGUAUAUUUAGAGGCAUUUUCUUUUAUCAUGGAAAUAAAUAUAUUUGGCAAUUAUU